UAUAUGCAUAGUUUAUACUCAUAGUACAUGAUAUUUAUGCUUCACCCCCACUAAAAGUAUUUUUCUCUUUCUCCUCCUCCUUGCGGAAAUGGAAGAAAAUGAUAAGAAUGAGAAGAGGUUCUCGUGGAAAAAGAGAAAAGGGAAGGAGAAGGUUGAGGAAGAGGAACAGGGGAGUUGUGAUCCUCUGGUUGUUUUUGGUUCGGAUGUGAUGCUCAUCAUUCUGAGCUUUUUAGACGCACGCAGUGUGGCACUUUCGCUUCUUGUUUCCAGGGAUUGGUAUGGAGUGGCUUCUAGUGAUCGCCUUUGGUCUACUUUGUGUGAGAAGUUAUGGGUUCAGAAAGCUCAUAUACCUCGCAUAUCCCAAGCCCGUGGGUUAUCCAAGUUGGAAGCUUACUCGUUGUCGGUUAUGGACGGCAAACGUACCCGUAUCAUGAAGGAGGACCUCUGGGAUCAUGCCUGGGAGUUUCACUAUAACAUGGUGGCUCCGGAGUAUUUUCGCGACCUUGAUCCGUACUGGAAAGGUACUGGGAAACUGAUGCGCCGCUACUUCCAUCCCGAUGGGAGUCAAACUGCAGAUGCAAAUGAUAUGAUAUGGGGUGGCCAUGAGGCUUGUUAUUGCGUUGUCACCAGUUUCUUGGAUUGUGGACAGAUCAGGGAUCACUAUGUGAGGAUAAACCGAUGGCCGCAGCUAUGUGUUAGGAGGAAAGAGGAUUGGAGCUGGGAAAUGUCCAACCACCUUUACUCCUACACCAGCAUCCAGGAUGCAUACAAGAAAGGCGGAACAGGUCCACUUUUUCCAGGUUUCAGAUUCACUGCUUAGUUGUUGUCUUGUUGACAUAGAACCUGUGGCCUGUUUUUGUUUUGUCCUUUGUUUGUUUAUCUGUCGCUUUGUUGGGUUGUUCUUGGUUGGUUGUUGGUGAAUUUUCCGGUCACCUUAGUUUUGUUUAUAAAUAAAUAUGACAUCAGACUA
This is a messenger RNA of Daucus carota subsp. sativus, 970 nucleotides long. RefSeq lists its product as uncharacterized. The record is from RefSeq and is a predicted model, not a curated record. NCBI's taxonomy places the organism in Eukaryota, Viridiplantae, Streptophyta, Magnoliopsida, Apiales, Apiaceae. Bases 89 to 820 code for a protein of 243 amino acids. Gene Ontology annotation, molecular function: protein binding. The transcript has 4 exons.